GACAGACGGACUGCCAGCCCCUUCAGGGCGCGCGGACUGCCAGGCGGAGGUGUUGGAGGAGGAGGAGACGAGGAGACGGAGGAGGGGGCUGGGCAGGGGCUGGGGCCGGGCCGGCAGGAGAGACAUGCAAUUGGGAACCGAACCGAGCGGACGGACGCUGCGCCCGGGAUGCAGGUGAGCGAGAGGAUGCCGGCGGGGGGCGCGAGGAGUAUGCCCAGCCGCCUGGUGGCCUGCUGGCAACCCAUCCUCCUGCUGGUCUUGGGUUCGGUACUGUCAGGCUCAGCCAUGGGCUGCCCGGCCCGCUGUGAGUGCUCCGCUCAGGACCGUGCUGUGCUGUGCCACCGCAAGCGCUUUGUGGCGGUGCCCGAGGGCAUCCCUACCGAGACCCGCCUGCUGGACCUGGGCAAGAACCGCAUCAAAACGCUCAAUCAGGACGAGUUCGCCAGCUUCCCGCACCUGGAGGAGCUGGAACUGAAUGAGAACGUCGUGAGCGCCGUGGAGCCCGGCGCCUUCAAUAACCUCUACAACCUGCGGACGCUGGGGCUGCGCAGCAACCGCCUAAAGCUCAUCCCACUGGGCGUCUUCACGGGCCUCAGCAACCUGACCAAGCUGGACAUCAGCGAGAACAAGAUCGUCAUCCUGCUGGACUACAUGUUCCAGGACCUGUACAACCUCAAGUCGCUCGAGGUGGGCGACAACGACCUGGUCUACAUCUCGCAUCGCGCCUUCAGCGGCCUGCACAGCCUGGAGCAGCUGACACUGGAAAAGUGCAACUUGACCUCCAUUCCCACCGAGGCGCUGUCGCACCUGCACAGCCUCAUCGUCCUGCGCCUGCGCCAUCUCAACAUCAACGCCAUCCGGGACUACUCCUUCAAGAGGCUGUACCGCCUCAAGGUUCUGGAGGUGUCGCACUGGCCCUACCUGGAUACCAUGACCCCCAACUGCCUCUAUGGCCUCAACCUGACCUCCCUGUCCAUCACGCACUGCAACCUGACUGCCGUGCCCUACCUGGCCGUGCGCCACCUGGUCUAUCUCCGCUUCCUCAACCUCUCCUACAACCCCAUCGCCGCCAUCGAGGGCUCCAUGCUACACGAGCUCCUGCGGCUGCAGGAGCUGCAGCUGGUGGGCGGGCAGCUGGCCGUGGUGGAGCCCUACGCCUUCCGUGGUCUCAACUACCUGCGCGUGCUCAACGUCUCGGGCAACCAGCUGACCACGUUGGAGGAGUCGGCCUUCCACUCGGUGGGUAACCUGGAGACGCUUAUCCUGGAUGCCAACCCGCUGGCCUGUGACUGCCGCCUGCUGUGGGUCUUCCGGCGCCGCUGGCGACUCAACUUCAACCGGCAGCAGCCCACGUGCGCCACGCCUGAGUUUGUCCAAGGCAAGGAGUUCAAGGACUUCCCCGACGUGCUGCUGCCCAACUACUUCACCUGCCGCCGCGCCCGCAUCCGGGACCGCAAGGCCCAGCAGGUGUUCGUGGAUGAGGGCCACACGGUGCAAUUCGUGUGCCGGGCUGACGGCGACCCACCGCCCGCCAUCCUCUGGCUCUCGCCCCGCAAGCACUUGGUGUCGGCCAAGAGCAAUGGGCGGCUCACCGUCUUCCCCGACGGCACACUCGAGGUGCGCUAUGCCCAAGUCCAGGACAACGGCACCUACCUGUGCAUCGCGGCCAACGCGGGCGGCAACGACUCCAUGCCGGCCCACCUGCACGUGCGCAGCUACUCGCCCGACUGGCCGCACCAGCCCAACAAGACCUUCGCCUUCAUCUCCAACCAGCCGGGCGAGGGGGAGGCCAACAGCACCCGCGCCACCGUGCCUUUCCCCUUCGACAUCAAGACGCUCAUCAUCGCCACCACCAUGGGCUUCAUCUCCUUCCUGGGCGUCGUGCUCUUCUGCCUGGUGCUGCUUUUCCUGUGGAGCCGCGGCAAGGGCAACACCAAGCACAACAUUGAGAUUGAGUACGUGCCCCGCAAGUCGGAUGCCGGCAUCAGCUCAGCUGACGCCCCCCGCAAGUUCAACAUGAAGAUGAUCUGAGGGCGAGCCGGGCGCGUGCGUGCACGCACGCAGGCACACACAUACAUACAUACACACACACACACACACACACAAAAUCUCUUUCGCCCCUAGCCAGCCUCUGUGGCCCACCCUUCCCCCCCGGGGCUGGCCCUGGCUUUAUCUGGACCUCCCAAGUCCACAGGCCUGGAGACCCCCCCACCCACCUCCGCCCCCUGCACACGGGGGGCGCACGUGGACAGACCAGAGUCAACCCACGAGGCAAGGUGACCUGCCACAGCGUCAACCAUUCAGUUAAAAAAAAAAAAGUUACGAACUUCCUCUGUAACUUGGGUUUCAAUAAUUAAUGGAUUUUUAUGAAAACUUGAAAUAAUAAAA
Molecule: messenger RNA, 2388 nt
Organism: Ochotona curzoniae (black-lipped pika)
Lineage: Eukaryota; Metazoa; Chordata; Mammalia; Lagomorpha; Ochotonidae
Gene: LINGO1
Product: leucine rich repeat and Ig domain containing 1
Exons: 2
Coding region: 169-2031 (620 amino acids)
Cellular component (GO): plasma membrane
Molecular function (GO): protein binding
Source: RefSeq, a predicted model, not a curated record